AUGGCCUCCGACAUGAAGGCAACGGUAGAGCCCACCAAGAAGGGUUUCUCCGUCUGCGGUUACGAGAAGAUCGAGUACGACUUCGAGUUCCUUGAUGGUGUCUUCAACAAGCAGAAUAGCCAGCUUGCUGACUGUUACUCGCGCUGGAAGCGAUGCUUGGCCGUCAUGGACCUCAACAUCUUCAACCUUUACGGCAAGGAGAUGAAGGAGUACUUUGACCACUACGACAUUGAGCUCAAGAUUCACAAGACCAUGAUUGGAGAGAAGGCCAAGUCUAUGGAGACGCUGCUGAGCAUUGUCGACUCUAUGACUGAGUUUGGCGUCUACCGCAAGGAGCCGGUUCUUGUUGUUGGUGGUGGCCUUGUUACCGAUGUCGCCGGCUUCGCAUGCGCCGCCUACCGUCGCAACACGCCUUUCAUUCGCAUUCCCACUACGGUCAUUGGCCUGAUCGAUGCCUCCGUCUCUAUCAAGGUCGCCGUCAACUACGGCAACUACAAGAAUCGUCUUGGAGCGUACCACGCGCCCACACACACCUUCCUUGACUUCACAUUCCUGCGCACACUUCCCACCGCCCAAAUCCGCAACGGAUUUGCCGAGCUGAUCAAAAUCUCCACAUGCGCGCACCUCGAGACGUUUGACCUGCUUGACCGCUUCUGUGAGGAGCUCAUCAAGACCGGUUUCGGACGCUGCGAUGGUGCCAGCAAGGAGGUUAGAGAGGCUGCGGACAAGAUCAACCGCAACGGUAUCCAUGAAAUGUUGAAGCUGGAGACUCCCAAUCUGCACGAAAUCAUGCUGGACCGUGUCAUUGCCUACGGCCACACCUGGUCCCCUCUCCACGAGCUUUCGCCUGACGUUCCCCUGCGCCACGGCCACGCCAUCUCCAUUGACAUGGCUUUCUCCGCAACACUGGCCCACGUGCUCGGCAGGCUAUCCUCCGAGGAGCACCGCCGUCUGCUGAACCUCUUCUCCCGUGCUGGUCUGUCCAUGGACCACCCGCAAUUCGAUGAGGACAUGCUCGACAAGGCGACAUCGGCGAUCCUCAAGACCCGUGACGGCAAGUUGCGUGCCGCUGUGCCCUCGCCCCUGGGCCAAUGCGAGUUCCUCAAUGACGUCUCCCACAAGGACAUGUGCGCUGCCCUCAAGGUGCACAAGGAUCUCAUGAAGGAGUACCCCCGCGAGGGUGCCGGUCUUGAGGCGUAUGUCGAUGCCAGCGACACGGGCUACACGAUCAACGGCACUUCCGUUGAGGAUGAGUCGCGCAAGUUCAUGGACGGCGUUGAGAAGGUCGUCACCAAUGACGAUACCACUUCUUCCGCCGGUCCGUCAUCAAACGGUUCCUCAACCCCCGAGUAUGGGUUGUCGAGCGGCAAGAACUUGGAUCAGGACAGCGCCAAGUACGUUGCUGCUGGAUUCGAGCCUGAUGUCAUGGAGAAGCUUGACAGCGGCAAGGAGGGCAUCAAGGGCUAUGGCAAGGCCCACGCCGAGGUCGAGAGCGAGUGCUGCUAA
Molecule: messenger RNA, 1506 nt
Organism: Colletotrichum spaethianum
Lineage: Eukaryota; Fungi; Ascomycota; Sordariomycetes; Glomerellales; Glomerellaceae
Product: demethyl-4-deoxygadusol synthase
Exons: 3
Coding region: 1-1506 (501 amino acids)
Biological process (GO): antibiotic biosynthetic process
Molecular function (GO): 3-dehydroquinate synthase activity
Source: RefSeq, a predicted model, not a curated record